AGUCUGUCGCGCGACGCCGCUGCCGCUUCUCCAACAGCCCGAGGGAUACUUAGAGGGAGCCGAGAUGGCUCGCGAAUGUUUUCUCGCGACCUUCUGAAAACUGCAGCCCAGCCCGGUUACAAUACACAAGAACGAGCAUGCUCCUGCUGGGCUUCCUCCUCGCCAGCGCGUGCGCCGUUGCAGAAGCGAGGGCCUUCGUCAACAUCUCCGGCGACGUAAUCCUGGGAGCGCUCUUCCCGAUUCACCGGAAGGGAUCGGGCAGCGAGAACUGCGGCAAAAUACAGUUGGAGGACGGCAUCCAGCCACUGGAAGCGAUGCUCUACACGCUCGGUCAGAUCAACCGAGACCCCGACAUUCUGCCCGGCGUGCGGCUGGGCGUUCUGGCCUUCGACUCCUGCGACAAUCCGAAUUACGCCCUCGAGCAGGCGCUGAAUUUCGUAAAAGGUUUCAUCGCUCACGUCAACGAGUAUCACAAAACGGAGUUUCAAUGCCUGGACGGUAGCGUGCCAAAGUUUCUCGGCGGCGGUUUCGACAGAGUCGUCGCGGUCUUGGCGGCCCAAUCCAGUUCCGUUACUUUGCAGGUCGCAUCGAUGCUGAGGCUGUUCUCGGUGCCGCAGAUCUCGUACAUGGCGACGACGCCCUCGCUGAGCAGCAAGGAGCGCUUCCCGCACUUCUUCAGGACCGUACCGAGCGACGUCAACCAGGCUCACGCGAUGCUCGAGAUUCUCAAGCAGUUCGAGUGGACGUACGUGUCGGUGGUCUACUCGGACACGGAGUACGGUAACCACGGCUACGAGACCCUCGUCUCCCUGGCGAGCAAAUACUCCAUAUGCUUCAGUGCGCCGCAGCGCAUCGACAAGGAGCGCUUCUCGCGCGAGGACUACGACAACGUCAUCCGCACGAUCGCCAACAAGACCGAAGUCCGAGUGGUCGUCCUGUUCGCGGAGAAGGUGACGACGCUGCACGUGAUGGACGCGGCCCGUCGGCUGGGCGUCGGCACGCGCUUCGUCUGGAUCGGCAGCGACGCCUGGUCGACCAGCAACCACCGCAACUUUCUCAACCCCGGCCGACGCGACGAGCCCGAGGAAGUGGUGCUCGAAGGCGCGCUGGCGGUCCAGCCCCUGUCGCGGCGCAUGUCGGGCUUCGACGACUACUUCGCGAGCCUGACGCUCGCGCACGAGGCCGUGAAUCCCUGGUUCCGGGAGUUCUGGCGCGAGUUCCACAGGUGCGACGAGAAGAACGCGACGGAGGCCGACUCGGAGGACGCGGACUACCAAGAGCAGUACGAGCGCGACGUCGCCUGCUCGGACGAGGCCCGGCAGAGGAUAGCCCGCCGGACCGGCUACAAGCAGCAAAAGUUCCUGCACUUUGUGCGCGACGCGGUCUACUCGGCGGCUCACGCCCUGCACGACAUGUUCCUCGACAGAUGCGGCCAGGAUUACCAGGGCAUGUGCGAGGCCGUGGAGCACAUCGACGGCGCCACCCUCAGCAAGUACUUGGCCAACGUCUCCUUCAAAGGUACGCUCGUUAUGAUAAUUGACGCGAAGACGUGCGCUGGAAAAACAAGCUUGUUCGCAGACGAGGCCGGCAACAAGUUCAGAUUCAUGAACGGCGUGGACGGGCCGCCGCGGUACUCCAUCCUGAACUACCAGAGGGCCGAGGACGGAUCCUACCGCUGGCACGUUGUCGGCAAUUACACGCAGUCGGAAAACGGCAGUCCGGUGCUGCAGCUGGACCAGCGGGUGAUGAAGUACCGGAGCGAGGAGGAGGGCGGCCGCCGCUUCUUCCCGAACUCGACGUGCGCCAGCCCCUGUCAGGCCAGCCAGGUGAAGGUGCGCGAGAAGCAGGACCCCUGCUGCUGGCGGUGCCGCAACUGCGGCCUCUACCAGUUCAAGCUGGACGACCACCGGUGCGAGGACUGCGAGUGGGGCACCAGGCCCACCGAGGACAAGACCUCCUGUUCGGCCAUUCCGGAGGAGUUCAUAGACUACUCGAGCCCGUGGGCGGUCAGCGCCAUGGCCGUGGCUACUUGUGGCAUCCUGCUGACCAUAUUCGUGCUCUGCGUGUUCUGGCUGUACAGCGAGACUCCGAUAAUCAAGGCCUCCGGCCGCGAGCUCUCCUGCCUCCUGCUGCUGGGCACACUGGCCUCCUUCCUCAUGACCUUCGCCAUCAUCGCCCGGCCCAAUACCCAGACCUGCGCGAUUACGCGAUUCGGGAUCGGGCUCUGCUACACGCUCUGCUACUCCGCCCUCGUCACCAAGACCAACAGGAUCCACCGCAUAUUCAACAACGCCACCAACAGCCCGCACAAGCCGAGGUACACCAGUCCAAGAUCUCAGUUGAUAAUAACGGGCAUCAUCACGUUCAUCGAGGUUCUGAUAAACGGUGCGUGGCUACUGAAGGCGCCACCGUCCGCGACCUACGCCUUUCCGACGAGGGAUACGCGCUUGAGGAUUUGCCAGGGCUUCGACGAUCGCUCCUACACGAUCGGACUGAUCUAUCCGUUCAUCUUAAUCGUGGUAUGCACGGUGUACGCAGUGAAAACGCGCAAAUGCCCAGAAGGGUUCAACGAGACGCGCUACAUCGCCUUCACCAAUUACACGACGAUGAUUCUCUGGCUGGCUUUCGUUCCUCUCUACCUGGCCUCGACGAGCAACGCUAUUCGCGUGGUUACCCUGGCGCUGUCACUAUCCCUCAGCGCACUCGUCCAGCUCGCCUGCCUCUUCUUCCCCAAAGUCUACAUCGUCCUCAUGAAGCCGGAGAAGAACACCAAGGAGCUGGUGAUGGCCCACCACAGAAGCUCGUCCUACCUGCCGACGCCGGCAACUCCGGUGGUCAUUUUGAAUGGAAAUCCCUUUACCUUCAACGUGUCGGCUAGAGAUAACAAGUAGAAAAGAUAGUGGCUAAUCCAAGCUUAUUGCUCAUUUCUUUUAUCUGUCUUUAUCGUUUGGAUUUAGCGGUGAUUUAGUGCCUCUAUUUCAUCUCUUCGGCCCUGGGAACAAAGACUUUUGAAUGUGAAAUGACGUUGAAACUUAUUUACUUCCGGAGCUGUGAUUUUUAGUCAUUUAUUUAUUUAUUUAUUUAUUUAUUUAUUUAUUUAUUUAUUUAUUUAUUUAUUUUUUACAAUAAUAGGUAAUCCUAAUCAAAACUAAUUCUUCUCGAAAUUUUGAGUAUACAAACCAUGAUGACGCGAUUAGAAAUAAAAUAAACAUAAUCCAUUCAUAGUGUAAAAAGACGCCGGCAUGAUUAAUAUAAUUGUAGUUUAUAGAACAUAGGACGAGAAUCGGCAUCAGCAUCUAUAAAAUAUUGUAAAUAACUGUACAGAAUACCAUUCAUUGGAACGUAAAUCGAAUUAUAUGAACGGUCAAAAUAAAUCAUCGUACAAAGUAGGGGAAAAUAAAUAAUACGAAAGUUUGGUUAGUUAUUUGUAAAUAUAUUAUUAAGUAACAUCUAUAAUAUAAUAAUGAAAAACCAUCUAUAUUCAUAGGUAUCAUUGUAAUAUUUCAAUCCGAUAAUAAAACACUCAGUAUGUAUAGAUUUCCGUAGCUUCCAAGCGUGAGCCCUAUUUCCGUGUUUGUUUGUGAGUCUGGCUUUUCACAGCAGCUUUGGUGUACCGACUCUUAAUAUAGAUUAUUAUAUAAUAUUCAUGUAAGAUUUCUGUUUUAUAUUUUACAAUUUAUUUAUUUUAACGCUAAGCUGAUAACACUUCCAUUACUUCAGUAAAAAAUCGAAGUAUCGUUAGGCGCUUUUGCUUUACACGCGAUUAUCUUACAGUCUAGCUUUCAUUUUUUCAAUACUUUUUUAAUUUAUCUCUCAGGAAUAAUCCAAGCAUGGAUUCACCCUUCACGAAAUCGAU
Nasonia vitripennis (jewel wasp) is the source of this 3856-nucleotide messenger RNA. Its product is annotated as metabotropic glutamate receptor-like. The transcript is spliced from 12 exons. Gene Ontology annotation, molecular function: group II metabotropic glutamate receptor activity. Lineage: Eukaryota; Metazoa; Arthropoda; Insecta; Hymenoptera; Pteromalidae. Gene Ontology annotation, biological process: regulation of synaptic transmission, glutamatergic; G protein-coupled glutamate receptor signaling pathway. Bases 138 to 2891 code for a protein of 917 amino acids. Gene Ontology annotation, cellular component: membrane. The record is from RefSeq and is a predicted model, not a curated record.